AUGGCUGUGGAAGGAGCGGAGCAAAUGAUCCAUCGUGAUCCUGCUCUGUUCUACUGGAUCUUGCUGCCCAUCACGAUUGUGAUGAUAUUGACCGGAGUCCUACGACACUACGCCUCAGUCCUACUGCAAACUCCCCCGAAACCGCCGAACAGCCUUCUCGAGUCCCGCGAACGACAAGCGCUUCUUCGUGGGGUCAACUUGCGAAAUAACGCUGCUGCCGCGCUGACAACACCUUCAUUCAACCGUCGGAAAGAAUAUCUUGUUGAUGGCUACCACAAAGGCACCUUUUUGAAAGGUGGACCGGAAUCCAAGGAUCAAGGUGCAGCGAAUCCAAUGUCUGACCCCGCGGCUAUGGAGGGUAUGAUGGGAAUGAUGAAGGGAAACAUGGCCAUGAUGAUUCCACAGACAUUGAUCAUGUCCUGGAUUAACGCAUUCUUUGCCGGCUUCGUCAUCCUCAAACUGCCCUUUCCGCUCACCAUUCGAUUCAAAUCUAUGCUGCAGUCUGGUGUUAUGACCCGAGACCUGGAUGUCAGAUGGGUAUCUAGCUUGUCGUGGUACUUUUUGUGCCUUUUCGGCCUCCAAAGUGUUUUCAUCUUCAUUCUCGGCAAUGAAAACGCAGCCAGCCAGAUGGCGCAGCAGAUGGCCCAAAUGAAUCCAGGUGCAAAUGCCAAUCCAUUUGGUCCGGGUCAAGAACCUCAUAAGAUGUUCCAGGCGGAGGCAGAGAAUCUGGAGGUUCUGGAUCAUUGGAGCAUUCUCGAUGGUGCCGAGGAUCGACUAUUGCAGAUAUAUGGCAGCUAG
Messenger RNA from Fonsecaea nubica, 798 nucleotides. RefSeq lists its product as hypothetical. The record is from RefSeq and is a predicted model, not a curated record. Bases 1 to 798 code for a protein of 265 amino acids. Gene Ontology annotation, biological process: protein folding in endoplasmic reticulum. Gene Ontology annotation, cellular component: EMC complex; membrane. The transcript has 2 exons. NCBI's taxonomy places the organism in Eukaryota, Fungi, Ascomycota, Eurotiomycetes, Chaetothyriales, Herpotrichiellaceae.